Messenger RNA from Loa loa (African eye worm), 2059 nucleotides. Its product is annotated as exostosin family protein. The transcript has 10 exons. Gene Ontology annotation, cellular component: membrane. Gene Ontology annotation, molecular function: glycosyltransferase activity. The record is from RefSeq and is a predicted model, not a curated record. Lineage: Eukaryota; Metazoa; Nematoda; Chromadorea; Rhabditida; Onchocercidae. Bases 38 to 2059 code for a protein of 673 amino acids.
CACUUUCUAGGUUUGGUAAUGAUUCGGCGGAGAGAGUAUGCAUUCAUGCUUCCUUGUUCUGAAUAUUUAUGAGGAAUGCGAUGCAGCUGCAGCAGAAUUGUUCCGUUGGCUAUAUUAUUUCUUGGAUUUUCUCUGUGGAAUUGGCAAGAAGGGACGAUACCAGCGGAUUUUGGAAUACCAUAUCGCUUCAGACGAUACAGGAAAGUUAGAGAGUGGCAAAAAUUGUACAACAGAUACGUGUCUCUAUUUGCCACCAUGUUCGCUUCAUGAUGACCAGCUUACUGUUUUUAUCGAACCGUUCAUACGGGUCAUCGAUGAGAGUGGUAGGGAUAUCACACCGUCACCUUCAAGCGAAUAUCUCGAGAUACGUUCAAUCAUUGAACGAUCCAAGUAUAGAGUUGAUGCAAUUGAAGAUGCCUGCCUCGUUCUGCCUGGAUUUGAUACUCUUAAUAUUUAUCGUUUCAACGACGGUGAAUCAUCUUUUUCGAAAAAUUUUAAUGCAGGUGCUCGCCUGAACAACCACAAUGUGCUCAUAUUUGCAUUUGCGGGUGCCAGUCUUCUUGAUAUUAAUGCUAUUAUUGCGAGGGCCGGAUCUCAUCGCAAAACUUUCCGACGCGGCUUUGAUUUAUCAUUGCCUCUAUGGAAUCCCUAUAGUUUGCCAUCGUCUUUCUUAUCCUCUGUGGAGAAAUUUUCAUAUUUUAUCGUUGUGCCGAUAAAAUUUGCUUCUCAUAAUGUUAAAGUAUUACUUAAAAGCUUGUUUAACAAAAAUGAUUGCCUUGUCUUGGAUAGCUGCGAUGUAAUAGAUGGAAAUUCCUUGUGCGACAUUCGUGGAAAUGCUCAUAGCUUGGGUGAAGUUGUCAAGGAAAGUCAGUUCACUCUGAUUGAUGAUCGAGUUGCUGGAUCUGAAUUGCUGUUAAUGUUAGCUUUACGCGUCGGCUCUAUUCCUGUCAUUAUCUCAGAUUCUAUCAUCUUGCCCUUUAGUGAAGUGAUCAAUUGGGAUUUAUUAUCAUUAACAUUUUCCCGAAGUCGUUUGUCUUCUGUCCUCACAUUCUUGCGAGUUUUAUCAUCCGAACGAAAACAGCGUAUGAGGGAACAAAUUUCUUUCGUAUAUAGUCGUUAUUUUUCUUCACUUGAAAAAAUUGUCCUUACUACUUUAAGUAUCUUGGAGAGGCGUAUUAUUCCUAAUUCGUUUACAACAUACGAUGAAUGGAAUUGCAAUUCAUUAAAGAGUUGUCUUGUCCCAUCGCUCUUCCAUCCUUUCCACGCUUCUGCCGAAGGUUUCACGGGUGUUAUCUCGACAUAUAGUAAACUGAGUUCAUUGUUUGUCAUCAUACGAUUGCUUGCCAAAGUAGCAAGUUUGCGAAGCAUUGUCGUUGUAUGGAAUCAUCCCAGUAAACCUCCUCCAAUGACUGAGUGGCCACACAUUAAUCGACCCAUUCAUGUUAUCCAUAUGGACCAAAAUAUGUUGACCAAUCGAUUUAUUGUGUUCUCGGAAAUAACUACAGAUGCAGUAUUUUCGCUUGACGAGGACGUAGUUGCUGUGAACGUUGAUGAAAUCGAAUUUGGCUAUCAGACGUGGCGAGAAAAUCCAGAUCGGUUAGUGGGAUUUUUACCACGAGCUGUUGUUUUCAAUGAAUCUACCAAGUUAUAUGAGUACCAUACAGAAUGGGCAAGUUCAAUGAAUAUUAUUUUGAUGGGAGCCGCGUUUUAUCACAAGUACUAUGGAAUGUUAUAUCACGAGUUAUUGCCACCAAAAAUAAUAGAAUAUGUGGAAAGGAAUAAAAACUGUGAGGAUAUUGCGAUGAAUUUUCUGAUUAGUAGUGUUACUGGAAAAAGUCCUUUGAAGGUUACACCGCGAGAAAAGUUCGUUUAUUCAAGUCAUGUCAACAAUGAUAUAUCAUCAUCAUGGAAUGCUCAACGUUCCAUUUGUAUCAACUCAUUUAUUUCAUAUUUUGGUUAUAACCCACUAGUUACAAGUGUUUCAAGAUACGAUCCUGUUUUAUAUAAGAUACCUAUCGAGGGUAUCACUAAUCCAUAUAGUCUGGUCGGACCGCCUUGA